AAACCUUGGAGAAAAGAUCCGAAUUAUUUUAAAAAUGUUUACAUUUCAUCAUUAGCGUUAAUGAAAAUGACCCUUCACAGUUCGAUGGGAGGCAAUAUAGAAGUUAUGGGGAUGAUGAUUGGUAAGAUAGUGAAUCAAAGCAUUGUUAUCAUGGACUGUUAUUCGUUGCCGGUUGAAGGAACAGAGACCAGAGUUAAUGCUCAAGAGGAAGGAUAUGAAUAUAUGGUCAACUAUUUGAGCUUGUUAAAAAAGUUAAAGGGGGAUCUUAGAAAGGAGAACAUUGUUGGAUGGUAUCAUUCCCAUCCUGGGUAUGGGUGUUGGUUAUCAGGUAUUGAUGUUGCUACACAAUCAUUAAAUCAAACGCAUCAAGACCCUUAUUUAGCGGUUGUAAUUGAUCCUAAAAAGACAUUAAGUCAAGGAAAGGUUGAGAUUGGUGCAUUUAGAGUAUAUCCUUUAGGUUACAAUAAAAAAAAUACUCGAGCAGAUGAAUUUGAAAACAAUGGCGAUGCAGUCCCAAAAAACAAACAAGAGGAUUUUGGAGUUCAUUCAUCGGAUUAUUAUUCAUUGAAUGUCACAGUUUUCAAAAGCAAGAUUGACAAUCAUUCAUUAGAUUUUGUGCUA
Ascoidea rubescens DSM 1968 is the source of this 621-nucleotide messenger RNA. RefSeq names its product Mov34/MPN/PAD-1 family protein. The annotation marks the transcript as partial. The transcript is spliced from 2 exons. Gene Ontology annotation, biological process: protein deneddylation. Gene Ontology annotation, cellular component: cytoplasm; COP9 signalosome. The record is from RefSeq and is a predicted model, not a curated record. Lineage: Eukaryota; Fungi; Ascomycota; Saccharomycetes; Ascoideales; Ascoideaceae. Gene Ontology annotation, molecular function: protein binding; deNEDDylase activity; metallopeptidase activity.